Acipenser ruthenus (sterlet) is the source of this 3891-nucleotide messenger RNA. Its product is annotated as glutamate receptor ionotropic, kainate 3. Gene Ontology annotation, biological process: synaptic transmission, glutamatergic; modulation of chemical synaptic transmission; monoatomic ion transport. Gene Ontology annotation, molecular function: kainate selective glutamate receptor activity; transmitter-gated monoatomic ion channel activity involved in regulation of postsynaptic membrane potential. Lineage: Eukaryota; Metazoa; Chordata; Actinopteri; Acipenseriformes; Acipenseridae. Gene Ontology annotation, cellular component: postsynaptic membrane; plasma membrane; kainate selective glutamate receptor complex. The coding region runs from base 244 to 3003 and encodes 919 amino acids. The record is from RefSeq and is a predicted model, not a curated record. The transcript has 16 exons.
UCUAGCAGCCAAGCUUUUGCCGGUCUAACACUGAUCUGUCUAUGAAGAACUGGGGCUUUAUUCCAGGCAAGAUUUUUUUUUUUUUUGUGACUUGAGUGUAAAACUGGAGAAUGUUGUAAGAUGUACAAAGAGCACAGCAUUUUCGUGGACACACCAUUUUAUCACAUAAGACAAUGAGUAACAAUUAGCUAUUUUAAAGCGUCUUUGGAAAUCUUAAAAACUGGAUCUCAUUAUUUCUUAAUCAUGAGAAAUAUUUGGUUUUCUUCCCGGAGUGUGAUUUUGGAAUACAGGACAGCACUUAUUUUGUGCCUCUUUUGGAUUCAGUAUUGUCGCGGGAUGCCACAUGUCAUACGAAUAGGAGGAAUCUUUGAACUUAUCGAAGGAGCCGGGGGUCCACUUGUAAGCGCAGAAGAGCAAGCCUUUAAAUUUGCUGUGAAUAACAUUAACAGAAAUAGGACUUUGCUACCAAAUACUACAUUAACAUAUGACAUACAAAGGAUAAAUAUCUAUGAUAGCUUUGAAGCAUCAAGAAAAGCCUGUGAUCAGCUGUCCUUAGGUGUAGUUGCAAUAUUUGGGCCAUCCCACAGCUCUUCAUCUAAUGCUGUUCAGUCCAUUUGUAAUGCGUUGGAAGUGCCACACAUACAAGUGCGAUGGAAACACCAUCCAAUGGAUAACAGGGACACUUUCUACGCCAAUCUGUAUCCAGACUACUCCUCGCUCAGUCUUGCCAUUCUGGACCUUGUACAGUUUUUAAAAUGGAAGACUGCAACGGUUGUUUAUGAUGACAGCACUGGUCUUAUUAGACUACAGGAACUGAUAAUGGCCCCCUCCAGGUAUAACAUCCGGUUAAAAAUACGACAGCUGCCUCUGGACGACGACGCUAGGCCCCUGUUGAAAGAGAUGAAGAGGAGUCGGGAGUUUCGCAUUAUCUUUGACUGUAGUCACACGAUGGCAGCGCAGAUUCUAAAACAGGCCUUGGCAAUGGGGAUGAUGACAGAGUACUACCACUACAUCUUUACAACUUUGGACCUUUAUGCACUUGACUUGGAGCCAUAUCGUUACUGUGGAGUUAAUAUGACCGGAUUCCGGAUUUUGAAUACAGAAAAUCCCCAUGUAGCCUCGGUGGUGGAAAAAUGGUCUAUGGAGCGCCUUCAAGUGGCACCGAAGCCUGAAUCAGGCCUUCUAGAUGGCAUUAUGACGACAGAUGCUGCUCUGACGUAUGAUGCUGUUCAUAUUGUGUCGGUUUCCUAUCAGAGAGCCCCUCAGAUGACCGUCAACUCUUUGCAGUGUCACCGGCACAAACCCUGGAGGUUCGGUGGACGCUUUAUGAAUUUUAUCAAAGAGGCCCAAUGGGAAGGAUUAACUGGGCGGAUGGUUUUCAACAAGACCAGUGGGCUGCGGACAGAGUUUGAUUUGGAUAUCAUCAGUCUGAAGGAAGAUGGGCUGGAAAAGAUUGGAACGUGGAAUCCCACAGACGGCCUGAAUGUUACGGAGGUUUCAAGGGGGAAAGGGAUGAAUAUCACCGACUCUCUUUCUAACCGAUCUCUUGUUAUUACUACAAUUCUGGAGGAACCAUAUGUCAUGUUUAAGAAGUCUGACAAGGCACUUUCUGGUAAUGACCGAUUUGAGGGGUUUUGUAUUGACCUUCUGAAAGAACUGGCACAUAUCCUCGGAUUUAUGUACGAGAUUCGACUGGUGCCUGAUGGAAAAUACGGAGCGCAGGAUGAGAAGGGACAGUGGAAUGGCAUGGUGAAAGAACUAAUAGACCAUAAAGCUGACCUUGCAGUUGCUCCCCUCACUAUUUCUUAUAUCCGGGAGAAGGUUAUUGACUUCUCCAAACCAUUCAUGACUCUGGGAAUAAGCAUUCUCUACAGGAAACCGAAUGGGACAAACAAUGGCGUGUUCUCCUUUCUGAAUCCAUUCUCUCCUGAUAUCUGGAUGUACAUCCUCCUAGCGUACCUGGGUGUCAGCUGUGUUCUCUUUGUAAUAGCCAGGUUCAGCCCUUACGAGUGGUACGAUGCCCAUCCAUGCAAUCCUGGAUCUGACAUUGUCGAGAACAACUUCACUUUGCUGAACAGUUUUUGGUUUGGCGUUGGAUCGCUUAUGCAACAAGGCUCUGAAUUAAUGCCCAAAGCUCUUUCCACCAGAAUCAUUGGUGGUAUCUGGUGGUUCUUUACUCUCAUCAUUAUAUCCUCCUAUACGGCCAACCUGGCAGCAUUUCUGACAGUGGAGCGUAUGGAAUCCCCUGUGGACUCGGCAGAUGAUCUAGCCAAACAAACAAAAAUCGAAUACGGUGUUGUGAAAGAUGGGGCCACAAUGACCUUUUUUAAGAAAUCUAAAAUCUCCACUUUUGAGAAGAUGUGGGCAUUUAUGAGCAGCAAACAUAAUACAGCACUUGUCAAAAACAAUGAGGACGGAAUCCAGCGAGUGCUGCAAGCUGAUUAUGCCUUCUUAAUGGAGUCAACGACUAUUGAAUAUGUCACUCAAAGGAACUGCAACCUGACCCAGAUUGGAGGUUUGAUAGACACCAAAAGCUAUGGCAUUGGAACACCCAUGGGUUCUCCAUAUAGGGACAGAAUCACCAUUGCGAUCCUUCAGCUUCAAGAAGAUGGUAAGCUGCACAUGAUAAAAGAGAAGUGGUGGAGAGGGAACGGCUGUCCCGAUGAAGAGACUAAAGAAACCAGUGCGCUUGGGAUACAAAACAUCGGAGGCAUUUUCAUCGUGCUGGCAGCAGGACUGGUACUGUCUGUGUUCGUAGCAAUAGGAGAGUUUGUGUAUAAACUGCGGAAAACAGCUGAGCGCGAGCAGAGAUCCUUCUGCAGUGCCAUGGCUGAUGAAAUCAAACUGUCAUUCACAUGCGAGCGGAGGGUAAAACACAAACCACAGCCACCGGUUACGUUGAAGACAGAUGCCGUGAUCAACAUGCACACUUUUAAUGACAGAAGGCUACCGGGGAAAGACAACAUGACCUGCAACACCGGACUGACACCCGUGUUUCCAUAAACUUGAAUCAUGAUGCGUUGGCACAAACAUGGAUGGAGGAAAACUGCUGGGGCUGUUUCAGAGACGAAGCACUUAAUCAGAACAAAUAAAAGUCAAAUAAUCACACCAGUUUUACAUGACGGGGGGUGGGAAUGCAGAGUGGGGGAAACAGCAUUUUUUGAAAUAGGGCUCGGCUUACAUAUCAGUGUCCAAACAAUCUGAGUCUGGUGUUUACGUACAAAUACGUUUAUGUGCAAAAUACACAAAUACUACCACAUGAAAAACAGGAAAGAAAGCAGGCCGGUGGAGAACUCCACAGUCGAAUGACCUGGAACAAGGCAAUUUGAAAUCGUUCAGCAUGGCAAUAAAAGAACUUCUGUUACUGACUAACAGUGUACAUUGAAGAAGAGAAGUCACAGAUAGCACAUCACAAGUGUACGUACAAUGAAGCUGCUACAUAUUGGCAAGAUGUUCCUCUUCAGAUCAUGUUGACCUGUUACCUCAAUGCUGUGUAGACGUCCUGUUCUACAUGCCUGAUUACUCUGAUUUUAGCCACAGAAAGAUCUCAAAGGACAUAAAAAAGAGGCAUGGCUGGGACCAUGAUACCAGAACUUUUUUUUUUUUUUCUACAAAAACAACUUUUGCUUGGGAGCUGCAAAGUCUAAUAAAAAAAAAUAAAAAAAUAAAAAUCUGUAUCAGUGAACAAGAAGGAAGUACAUUUGUUGUCUCCGGUGUUACAGCAAUUUAGGCCCCCAGUCGCCUUGGUCUGACAAGCGAAUGCACAUAUCAGACAGGGACACAGUCAUACAGGCAGCAUAACCUGGUUAGUCAAGGGUUCAUCAGUGGGAACUGAAUAAUUUCCAGCCCUAGCAGGAACUAGAAAUUCCUAAAUAAAGUUAUGUUUUCAUA